ACCAGUUCACUGAACAUAUUUUCCAGGCACUUUGCUCAACCUAGUUCGCAGCCAUGCCGAUUCACGGUCUCGAGUUCACUGAUAGUCAGCUUUUCGACACCCUGAAUGUGGUGCUGCCAGCAUGGAUUUUACUUGCACUGCUCCCGCGUUGGAAGCAUACUUAUACAGUCGUCACAGCCGCGGCGCUCUACACCUCGCUCCUGUACUCGGCAUGCCUUGUCUCCAUGAUGAUCGCGCCUUCUGAGGACGGUGCUCCGGACUUCAGCGAGAUGUUCACGCUUGAGGGCGUGUCCAAGCUGCUAGCCAAGAAGUCCGCCGCACUGCCCUGCUGGACGCACUAUGCCGCAUUCGACCUGUGGGUGGGCCGCUGGAUCGCCACCGACGCCAUGGACCGGGGUGUGCCGCAGCUGCUGCUCAUCCCCUGCCUGUUCCUGUGCAUGAUGGUUGGCCCAAUCGGCUUGGUUGCGUACUUCCUACUGCGACUGCCCUUCAGCGGCGGCAAGAAGGCGACAGCGUCCCGCAAGAGCAAGAACUCGUGAGCUGCAUCGCACGUCUGCCGCGGUCGCUCAUAACCGCGACCACCACGCCCGUUCGUCCUGGGUAUCGUAUGAGCGGCCAGGCGCUGUGCUCCAUGAGUAGGCAGUAGUGGCGUCUGGCGUGAAAGUGGCUGAAAUGGAUGGGUCUGGGCGCAUGCGUGGGAUGCAGCGGAUGGGUCUGGGCCAUGCACUUUCGGGGCCCCGGCUGCCCCGGCUGUGAGAGACACGGAUGGAGGGGCACGGGAGGAGCUGGCCUGGAGGGCUGGCUGUUGGUGAUGCCGUUUGGGCUAAAUGUGUUGCAAUCUGAUUUAUGGCAAUAAACUCAGAAACAUGGAGCACAUCAUCGAGAUAGCGGUUGUACGGCGUGUUGGAUUGACAUGCGGUUGGGAGUGCACCGAUGCGUGCUCGUUGCCAAAGGUGCAUGUAAGCCGCAUUCCAACAUCAAUGUGGACGUCGCGCACUCGGAGGUAAUCACUAUAAUAUACUGGCUUGUGCCUCACCCAGCGACU
Molecule: messenger RNA, 1045 nt
Organism: Chlamydomonas reinhardtii
Lineage: Eukaryota; Viridiplantae; Chlorophyta; Chlorophyceae; Chlamydomonadales; Chlamydomonadaceae
Exons: 4
Coding region: 225-539 (104 amino acids)
Source: RefSeq, a predicted model, not a curated record